AUGACCAUUUUUGCUUUGAUCCUGUCUCUCUGCUUCACUCAGGGUCAGUUAUUCGUUGAGAUUAUUUAUAGUAAUGCUACAGAUCUUAACUUGAUUUCAUACACAUCAAACUUCCUCAAGCAAACUUUAAACAACCAAAUUGAGCUUAGAGAAACGAUCUUCACACAUUGUUCUGAUACAGCUUACUUUGCUGAAGCUCAAGUUAUAAUAGAUUUAACGUCAAGCCUUUGAUUUGGAAGCUGCAUAAAACAUUUAGCGAAUCAAGCCCACUUCAUAAUUAUAGCCUAAGCUAACUUAUUGCUCACUUGGACUAUCUCUUAUAGCUCUAACUCGUGAAGUUGGUUCGGCUCCAAUAUUUAAGAAGUAACUCCACGAGUUGACAAUUGGCCUAUAGUUAGCAUUUGUGAACUCGUAGAGUUGGUAUGGGGAAGUAUUGGGAGUUGAGCCAGCUCCACAAUUUGGAGCUUCUAGUAGUUGUCCAGGGUGAAUAAUAAGCUGCUCUGAGCUAUAUAAGCUCAAACCCAAGCUCAGAAUCCUAUAACGAGUGGCAAUUUUUCUCCAGUUACCAUAUCCAAGAACACUAUGAUGCUUUAUUAAAUUUAGUUGAGUUUUUUAAUUGGGACAAAUUUAUAAUUAUUUCCAGUCAUAAUUCUGAAGAAAUUUAUAAUGGAUCAUUGAAUGGAUUUUCUGAUAAAAAUAUAAAAUUUUUUAAUUUUGCAGAGAAUGAAACUCAAGACCACGCAGAUCAGUUAAUUGGAAAACUCAUUAAGCCUACUGGGAUAAAAAAUAUUGCGAUCUUAAAUGAAGGAAAUAGUGCUGAAAAAUUAGUCGAAAGCUUAAAGAAAAAAAAUAUAUUUAGUUCUGGCUGUGGAAUCAUCUUAGGUAGCAAAAGCUUAUGGAAUAUUAAAGAAGACGGAGUUUUAGCUUAUAUUGAGUUGGGUUUAGAAAACUCUGUUGAUAAUUACAGUUAUGAAGCUUUAGCAUAUGCAAAAUUUAUAAAGCUAAUUUUAGAGUUUCAAGAUUUUUCUGAUUCUUUUAAAUUGAGAUUAUUUUUAGAAGAAAAUACCAAAAAUCAUCAUCUCCAGCCUAAGUUUUCGUUGAUAAAUAUACAAAAUAGUUCUAAAGCAAAGGUCGGAGAAAUUUAUCAAAAUCUGUCAAUAAAUGAUAAAAUAUUUUUUCCUGGGAACUCAAUUGUUGUUCCAAACUCGCCAAUAUCUAAUAUCACUAUAUCUAUGGCUGAUGGAGUGACUAAUCCAGGAUACAUAAACAGCAGCUAUUCGUAUCCAGUCAAGUGAGGUGCACAAUUUGCUUUGUCAAAAAUAAAAGAAACUAAUAUUUUAGAGGGGUUUGAAAUUAUAGUGCAGCAUACAGAUUGCGGAGCUGAGGUUUAUAGCCCAACUUAUUCAUAUAGCUGCUUCAAUAAAUUAAAAACCCAGCUUGGAGUUGGACUGUUAACUACAACAACAGCUCCAACCUGCAUUGGAAAUAUACUUUCGCUGAGGAAAUUAGGAAUUUCAAUUCCACAUAUCUCUGAAAAUGCCCCAGCACCUACUUUAACAAAUAAAAAAGUAUACCCAGAGUUCAUGAGAGUAAUUAAAGAUAGUCGAUAUAAUGCAGGCGUUUUAUUUAGCCUCAUAGCUACCUUUAAUUGAAAAAAUAUCAUUGUUUAUUAUGAAAACUCUACUGGACCUAUUAUGGUUUAUCAAUAUUUUGAGAAAAUGACAAACAGCACAAACAUAAAUAUAAUAAACAAACCUAGUGAAAGAUUAAUUAAAAUAAAUUAUAGGCAUACUGAUUAUGCGCAAUAUAAGCCAUGAAUGCUCAAUGCAAUAAAUUUAAAAACAAGAAUUUGAAUUCUGUUUGUAAAUGCACCGUCAGAAUUUUACUUUAUUGAAGAUUUGUAUGAUACAGGACUAAAAAGGGGUGAUGCUAUUUUUUUGUUUUAUAAUAGGAUUGCUUUCGCUCUACCUACAGAGCCUGAUCCUAUACAAAGUCAAAAGUUAUUAGAGCUCCUAUAUGGCUCUAUUGCUGUUGACCAAGCAGAUUGGGUGGGAGAUUAUGGUCAACAGCUUAAAGAGGGAUAUGUAAAAGUUUUUGGCUCAGAUACAGUAUUUCGAUGCUUCUCAUUUGAUGCAGCAAUGCUGCUGCUAAACGGAAUCAAGUAUACGAUAGAUCAGGGAGAAAAUGUUGAAGAUACAGCAAUAUUGAAUGCCAAUUUGAGGGUGCAAAAAUUUAUUGGAUGCUCUGGCACCGUUUCAGUAGAUCCCGAUUCUAACCAGAGAAGCACAAGCAUGAUGAGCAUUUUUAAUUUAAAAUGGAAUGAAGCAAAAAAUUUAUUAUAUGAGUUUCCGGCAGGAAAAUAUGACUUAGGGAGCGCUCAGCUUAUACAAUUUUAUGAUAAUAUAAAUUGAUACGAUAAUACAACUGAUAUUCCUUCAGAUACAAUUACAUAUAGCGAAUGCCCUUUUGAUAAGAAUCAUGCUAAAUAUUCUGAGAAAGGUGCAUCAAUUCUUUAUUGUGUGGGACUUUUCAUUGUUGUAGUGACAACUAGUACAACUUUUUAUAUAUGAAAGAGAUGGUGGAAAGUUGAAAUCCCUAAUUUAACGACAAAAUCAUUGAUAAAAUUCGAAGACUAUGUUGCAAUGACUAUGAUCUUUAUAUAUUUCCUCCAAUACUUAGCAAUGGGGCCAGAUCUGGAUAAAUAUGAUAAAUAUUCAGAUUGGCUUGGCAGAUAUGCUGUAAUAAAUUUUCAUUGGCUCACAAAAGGAAAGAUUUUUUGGUUGUAUGUGAAUAUAGUUAUUGGAGCAGUAGGACUUUGACUUUAUUUUUGUGUUCAUAUAAUUCUACGGCUUGAAGCGAAAUUUGUAAAUUUUUUUUCUACUUCCAGUACAAAUUUAGCAACGAUAUUAAUGCCGUUGCUUGGGAAUGCUUUCUUUUUGCCAAUCGUCUCAGUUCUUCUAAGCAUAUUUCAAUGCGACCAAUCCAUUGGAGAUGAACUUUCUCAAAGCUUUGUAAGAAAUGAUUGCAAUCAAUUUUGCUAUAAAAAAUAUCAUCUUCCUAUCGCUAUAGUCUCAUUAAUCGCCUUAAUUGUUUAUUUACCUCUUGCUAUUUAUUUUAGACCAUUCUGAGAUCAUUCAAAUGAUGAUGCAAAUAUAAAGCCAAGGUCACUUUUUUUGAUGGUAAAAAGCCUCCUUCAAGUUUGCAUUAUAGUUCUAAAUAAAACAGUAAAGGUCUAUAGCCAGUCUUUGCAUGGGGCAUGCUAUAUCUUACUUUUUCUAGGCUUUUUAUUGUUUUGCAUAAAGAAAAAGCCUUAUAAUUAUGAUAGAUGCAACUUAUGGUCGAUUAUUUCUUAUUGCGCAAUUAUUUGAAGUGUAUCUCUUUCCUCUUUAUUCUGAAUUUUGCCAGUAAAAAUGUAUUCGAUAUGACUUGCAUUCGAAUACAUAGGAUGAGGGUUAAUGAUAGCUUUUGGGUUAUGCUAUCAAAAAAAUCAUUACCCAAGCCUACUUUAUUCUGAAGAAGCUCCUGACAUUACUUUAUUUUUCCGAUUUUCACUCGGGAGCACAAUUCUUGCCUCAGAAAUAAACGAAUCAAAUCGAGAAAGAUCCCAUAGAAAAAAAUAUUUACCCUCAGUGAUUGAAAAAACCAAGCUAAAGAAAAUUACUCAAGAUAGUGUUCUCAGCAUUUCAAAUGCGCCAAAUAAUUUAUUUACCCAUAGAGUUAGUAGUUUAUUGGUUGAGGAGCAAGAUAAUAGUGCAAUUGAUAUAAGCUCUUCAAGAAGUCUAAUUGGGGCUAAAAUAUAA
Blepharisma stoltei is the source of this 3800-nucleotide messenger RNA. NCBI's taxonomy places the organism in Eukaryota, Ciliophora, Heterotrichea, Heterotrichida, Blepharismidae. The record is from the annotation of a GenBank genome assembly.